CACAACACACCGCGACGCAUCGGUCACACGCGACACCGUCGUCCGGCCCCGAUUUCGUCUUGUGUUUUAUUGGCACCUAUACCUGUGCAUUAUUCAAGCGCUGCGACCGACAACUAACAGUCCGCAUUACGACGAGAGGAUGUACGCUCUGGAGGAAGAGCACUACGAGGAUGACGACUCGGAAGAGAUCUCGUCGAAGGUGUGGCAGGAGGCCUGCUGGAUCGUCAUCAACGCCUACUUCGACGAGAAGGGCCUGGUUCGCCAGCAGCUCGACAGCUUCGACGAGUUCAUCGAGAUGUCGGUACAGCGCAUCGUCGAGGAGUCGCCCCAGAUCGAUUUACAAGCCGAAGCUCAGCAUCGAACCGGCGACAUCGAGACACCCACGCGACACCUCGUCAAAUUCGAGCAGAUCUACCUGUCGAAGCCGACGCACUGGGAGAAGGACGGCGCACCCUCGCCGAUGAUGCCCAACGAGGCCAGACUCAGGAACCUCACCUACUCGGCGCCGCUCUACGUCGAUAUCACCAAGACUGUCAUCAAAGAGGGAGAGGAACCGACGGAGACGCAGCAUCAGAAGACGUUCAUUGGCAAGAUCCCAAUUAUGCUGAGGUCGAAAUAUUGCUUGCUCGCCGGGCUGUCCGACCGAGACUUGACGGAGCUGAACGAGUGUCCUCUGGAUCCUGGAGGGUAUUUUAUCAUCAAUGGCUCGGAAAAGGUGUUGAUUGCCCAGGAGAAAAUGGCAACCAAUACGGUGUACGUGUUCAGUAUCAAAGACGGCAAGUACGCUUACAAAGCUGAAAUACGAUCGUGCUUGGAGCACAGCUCGAGACCGGUAUCGACUUUGUGGAUAAAUAUGAUGUCCAAGAGCGGCGCCGCGAUAAAAAAAUCGGCGAUCGGCCAACGCAUAAUAGCGAUCCUGCCCUACAUCCGCCAGGAGAUCCCGAUAAUGAUAGUCUUCCGAGCACUCGGCUUCGUUGCCGAUCGCGACAUCCUCGAGCACAUAAUCUACGACUUCGACGACCCGGAGAUGAUGGAGAUGGUCAAGCCCUCGCUGGACGAGGCAUUCGUCAUCCAGGAACAGAACGUCGCGUUGAAUUUCAUCGGCAGCAGGGGAGCCAGACCCGGUGUUACGAAGGAGAGGAGGAUCAAGUACGCGCGAGAGAUUCUGCAGAAAGAGACGCUGCCGCACGUCGGUGUCAGCGAUUUUUGCGAGACGAAAAAGGCCUACUUCUUAGGAUACAUGGUGCACAGGUUGCUGUCGGCGUCGUUAGGUCGCAGGGAACUAGACGAUCGCGAUCACUACGGAAACAAGCGUCUGGAUUUGGCUGGACCUUUGCUGGCUUUUCUGUUCAGAGGUUUGUUCAAAAACCUGAUGAAGGAGGUUAGGAUGUACGCGCAAAAGUUCAUCGACCGAGGGAAAGACUUCAACCUCGAGCUGGCUAUAAAAACGAAAAUCAUAACCGACGGUCUGAGGUACUCCUUAGCGACCGGCAACUGGGGAGACCAGAAAAAAGCUCAUCAAGCUCGAGCCGGAGUGUCUCAAGUAUUGAACAGACUAACCUUCGCAUCAACGCUUUCUCACUUACGACGCGUGAACUCGCCGAUUGGCCGAGAUGGCAAACUGGCCCGUCCCAGACAGCUUCACAACACCCUCUGGGGUAUGUUGUGUCCAGCAGAGACGCCCGAAGGUCAAGCCGUCGGCCUCGUCAAGAACCUCGCCCUCAUGGCUUAUAUCAGCGUCGGCUCGCAACCGUCACCCAUACUCGAGUUCCUCGAGGAGUGGUCCAUGGAGAACCUCGAGGAAAUCGCACCUAGUGCAAUAGCCGACGCUACGAAAAUUUUCGUUAACGGAUGCUGGGUUGGGAUUCAUCGAGACCCCGAUCAGCUGAUGGCUACGCUCAGGAAGUUGAGAAGGCAGAUGGACAUCAUCGUGUCGGAGGUGUCCAUGGUAAGGGACAUCAGAGACAGGGAGAUCAGAAUCUACACAGACGCUGGGAGAAUCAGUAGACCGCUGCUGAUAGUGGAGAAUCAGCUUUUGCUACUGAAGAAGAGACACAUCGAAAUGCUGAAGGAGAGGGACUACAACAAUGACGGCUGGCAAGAGCUCGUGAGUCAGGGAGUGGUCGAGUACAUCGACACCCUCGAGGAGGAAACUGUGAUGAUAGCCAUGUCGCCGGAGGAUUUGAGACAAGAGAAAGAAUACGCUUACUGCACGACCUACACCCACUGCGAAAUUCAUCCGGCUAUGAUACUGGGCGUCUGCGCGUCUAUCAUACCGUUUCCCGAUCACAAUCAGAGUCCAAGGAACACCUAUCAAAGUGCCAUGGGAAAGCAAGCCAUGGGCGUCUACAUAACGAACUUCCACGUGCGCAUGGACACCCUAGCCCACGUGCUCUACUAUCCUCACAAGCCCUUGGUAACCACGCGUUCGAUGGAGUACCUUCGAUUCCGAGAACUGCCCGCCGGGAUCAACAGCAUCGUCGCUAUCCUCUGCUACACAGGCUACAAUCAGGAGGACAGCAUCAUCCUCAACACCAGCGCCGUCGAACGUGGUUUCUUCCGUUCCGUGUUCUAUCGCUCUUACAAAGACUCGGAGACGAAGAGACUGGGCGACGUCGAGGAACAGUUCGAAAAACCCAACAGACAGACCUGUCAGGGGAUGAGGAACGCGAUCUACGAUAAGUUGGACGAAGACGGGAUCAUUUCACCGGGGAUAAGGGUAUCCGGGGACGACGUUAUCAUUGGCAAGACUAUGACACUGCCGGAGACGGAUGACGAUUUGGACAGCUCUACGAAGCGAUUUACUAAACGCGACGCCUCGACGUUUCUACGCAACAGCGAAACCGGAAUCGUGGACCAAGUGAUGCUCACACUGAACAGCGAAGGCUACAAAUUCUGCAAGAUCCGCGUACGCAGUGUCAGAAUCCCUCAGAUCGGCGACAAGUUCGCAUCUCGUCACGGCCAAAAAGGUACCUGUGGUAUUCAAUACCGACAGGAGGACAUGCCGUUCACCUGCGAGGGUAUGACUCCGGACAUCAUAAUCAACCCUCAUGCCAUUCCAUCCCGCAUGACGAUCGGCCAUUUGAUCGAGUGCAUCCAAGGCAAGGUAUCGGCCAAUAAAGGUGAGAUCGGUGACGCGACACCUUUCAACGACGCCGUCAACGUCCAGAAGAUUUCGACUUUGCUGAUGGAGUACGGAUACCAACUACGUGGAAACGAGAUCAUGUACAACGGACACACCGGUCGCAAGAUUAAUGCUCAGGUUUUUCUUGGACCGACGUACUAUCAGAGGCUCAAGCACAUGGUGGACGAUAAGAUUCACAGUAGAGCCAGGGGUCCUGUGCAGAUUCUGGUCAGGCAGCCUAUGGAGGGCAGAGCCAGAGACGGAGGCUUGCGUUUCGGUGAGAUGGAGCGCGACUGUCAGAUCAGUCACGGAGCCGCCCAGUUCUUACGGGAACGUCUGUUCGAGGUGUCGGAUCCGUAUAGGAUCCACGUGUGCAACUUUUGCGGACUGAUCGCCAUAGCGAAUCUUAGGAACAAUACCUUUGAAUGCAAGGGAUGCAAAAAUAAGACUCAGAUUUCUCAAGUCAGGCUGCCUUACGCGGCGAAACUACUGUUCCAGGAACUCAUGUCGAUGAAUAUCGCGCCUCGCCUUAUGAUUAAUUGAAAGAUGUGUAUGUUUACUUGAUAGAUGACUCUUAUAUUUUUCUAUUGCAUUGUUGAACUUUGAGAUUUAAUGUUAACGCGACGAUAGAUGUGUAUUAUCUUGCAAUGUUAAGAGAAUUUGUUUACUAAAGAAUAAAAUAUUUUUUUUUAUAAAAAAAGAAUCUACUUCUAUACCUGAUAGAGAGAGAAGAGCGGCAAUUGUGUAAUAAUCGUAAAAAAUUAAUAAUUUAUUAACGAUAAUGCACUCAAACCACGCAUCAAGCAAAAUGUACAAAUUUUGGCAGUAUUUACAGUAUCAUUAUAAUACAUAUUAAUAAAAAGUACUCCGAUAUGCAUAAAAA
Molecule: messenger RNA, 4007 nt
Organism: Nasonia vitripennis (jewel wasp)
Lineage: Eukaryota; Metazoa; Arthropoda; Insecta; Hymenoptera; Pteromalidae
Gene: RpII140
Product: RNA polymerase II 140kD subunit-like
Exons: 13
Coding region: 140-3667 (1175 amino acids)
Biological process (GO): DNA-templated transcription
Cellular component (GO): RNA polymerase II, core complex
Molecular function (GO): ribonucleoside binding; DNA binding; DNA-directed RNA polymerase activity
Source: RefSeq, a predicted model, not a curated record